Loa loa (African eye worm) is the source of this 1192-nucleotide messenger RNA. RefSeq lists its product as hypothetical. Bases 155 to 616 code for a protein of 153 amino acids. The transcript has 6 exons. Lineage: Eukaryota; Metazoa; Nematoda; Chromadorea; Rhabditida; Onchocercidae. The record is from RefSeq and is a predicted model, not a curated record.
UUUGGUGAAAACAAUCCACUGAGUGUAUCUGAGAUAUCUUUUUGUCUUUUCACUCAUCUCAAAUUUCUCAUUUCCCAUAGCUGGUUGGUAUCUUUCAUCUCAUGCAAAUGAUCUUGUUUUAUAUUCCGUGGAUUGUUCCAGAAUCCUUGAAGCUAUGAUGCUGACGAUAACUUACAAAAAAAACUCUGUGAUGAUCUUAUUGGCGGCAUUUUUCAUUACGAUCAGUUCAAACAUUGUUCGACCAGAGAGUCUGGCAUGUGAGCAACUCAUUGAAUGUUAUGCAAAAUCUCGGGCCAAAACUGACGAAUGUCUACCGUAUACUGAAAAGAGAGAGUGCCGGAACGAUUCUUUGGAGUCGGAACUCAAGGAACUAAUUGAUGAGCGGAUUUCGCUUUACGAAAACUGUUUACGCGAAAAAUCACCCACUGCGACAACUAUCACAAAUGCGAAAAAGAAAGCCAAAUGUGAUGCAAUACUGCAGAAGAAUCCAGACAAAAUAAACAAACUUGUGACCAAUGAAAAAAUAAAAAUAAGAGAAAGAGUCGGCGGCCAAUUCACAAAGGCAAAAAGGAUGAUGCACAACAGAAAUUGUGUUUUCGUGAAGCACGCAAGUUGAAAAGUUAUUGCGGACAGCUGUCCAAAUGCUGCACCAUCAGUAAACUAUGUAAAAUAAACACAAUAAUUGAUGAAAAAAUUGCUGCAAAAAGAAUGGAAAUCAGGGAAACCGAUGAACAGUGCCAUCUGGAACAUUAUGGUAGUAUGAAAACGAAAAAUGACAGAAACAAUAAACGUGGAGGGCGUCGCCGUGCUGGUAGACAACGCAGAAAAUUCAAAAAUCCAAAUUCUAAUAUAUAAGCUUUGAUCAGUUAAAAAAUGAUAGUGAUGCUUCAAUAUGAAUGAUAGUACCGUCUUUCAAUGAUAAUUUUUCAAUUAUUGUCAUGGAAUUUUCAUUUCGAAGUGAGUUUGUUCGGAAUAUUAGUUACAUCGCAUGCUUUAAAACUUAGGUCAAGUGAGUGGUUUGUACAUGUGCUCCAUUCUUGAAUACUUUCUUGAUCCCAUCUCCGUUAUCGCUUGAAAUUUUUUCGUAAGCAUUAAAAUUCUCACACAUGCCCUUGUAUGUAAAAGUCUCAGUACUUAUGGAAAGAUAUUUUCAUAUUGGUUUCCCGAAAUUUUUAUUUCUUGAAAAAACGCC